This is a messenger RNA of Olea europaea var. sylvestris, 3324 nucleotides long. RefSeq names its product transcription factor GTE10-like. NCBI's taxonomy places the organism in Eukaryota, Viridiplantae, Streptophyta, Magnoliopsida, Lamiales, Oleaceae. Bases 667 to 2922 code for a protein of 751 amino acids. The transcript is spliced from 9 exons. Gene Ontology annotation, molecular function: protein binding. The record is from RefSeq and is a predicted model, not a curated record.
ACCCCAAUUGCUCAGCGUAAGUUGCCUCUCUACUUUCUCUCUCUCUAUAAAUAACUAUAUAUAUUGUAUCUAUAGGUUUCGCAAUUUUUUGCAUCUUUAGGGUUUCACUAUUACGACGGGUCGGACCCACCAACCAAUUCACAUCACCCGACUACAACCCCCACUAGGUAUUGAGAUCCAUGUUUUGAAUUGGAUUCUUAUAGAGCAUUCUUAGGUUUAAUUUUGUAUUUUCACCGUUACCGUCCACUCUCGCGUUUGGAUUUCAAUCUAGGGUUUGGAUAUUGCUUUUGCUAAUCAGACAAAAAUUCAGAUUUCUGAAUUUAGACAUGAACUGAAUGAUUGUUGAAGUUAGGGUUUUAUUGGAGUGAAAUCCUGGUAUAAUUUAGCUACCGGUUGAGUGGAAAAAUUAUCACAAUUUUUUUGGUAGAAAUUAAGAUUUUCGUAUCGCGGAUAUCAUAAAAUUUUAUUGGAUACACUGAAAAGUUUUAUAUUUUGGAAUUUUUUGAAGUUGGCCUGUUUAUAACAUACGAUUGGGUUUGAAAAAAAAAAAGAAGGAAAAAGAAAGGCUAAUAAAUGUAAAAAGAUUAAUUUACGGCACCAACUAUUCCUAUAGAACACACUGGACGGAGGUAAUUAAAUAAUUGCUCAAAAACUGUAGCAGCAGCUAUGAUGGGGAAAACACGGAAGGUUACAAAGGGGUAUACGUCUGGUUUUGUGCCAGAUUACAGGCAUGCAGUUGAGACAGUGGCUGAAUCUGAAGGUUUUGGAAGUUCGGGCAGGGUUAACACUGAAAUGGCAGCUGCGGAGGAUUUUUAUGCUCGGGAAGGAAAGUGCAUUAGCUUAAAUGAUGAUGCUUAUGAUAGCUUCAAUGUGCCAAUUCAAGUAAUGUCUUUGUCUAAGAUGUCGCACUUGGAGAAGAGGGAUUUGGAGAUGAGGUUGAAAAAGGAGCUCGAACAAGUUAAGAUGCUUCAGGCAAAGAUAACUUCAUCUGGCUCAAAUGCCGUGAGAGCUUCACCUACUAGUGAUAUACGUAGCUAUAGUGAAGGACUAAAAAGACCUGUUGCUGUGGAAAGUUAUCCUAUGUCUAUGAAUAAAAUGGCUGCAGCGCCAGGGAAAAAGUUUACUCCAGGAAGAAAUGGGCAUCACACAAAAGUUGGGGCUGUAGAAGGUAGGCGAACUGGGUUUGUGAAGCAGGGUCUGCCUCAGAAUACCAAUUUUGUGAUGUUGAUGAAACAGUGCGAGACACUGCUAAAUCGGUUGAUGGCUCAUCAGUAUGGUUGGGUCUUCAAUGAACCUGUUGAUACUGUAAAAUUUAACAUUCCAGAUUACUUCAAUGUUAUUAAGCAUCCAAUGGAUUUGGGCACAAUAAGAAAAAAGUUACUUUCGGGUGAGUAUUCCAGUCUGAUGGGGUUUGCUGCGGAUGUGAGGCUCACAUUCGAAAAUGCAUUGACUUACAACCCACGUGGAAAUGAUUUCCAUUUCAUGGCCGAGGCAAUGAAAAAAUUCUUUGAAGUGAGAUGGAAACCAAUUGAGAAGAAGAUCCCCAUAAUGGCAGAUGAAUCCCAGCCUUCAAGAUCAAGCGUUAUUAUAGAAGCUGAAACUGACUCUUUCGUUCCUCCUACUAAAAAGCAGAAAAGUACAUCUGCUGAGAACAAGGUCAAGAAAAAACCAGUUAAGCAUGCAAUGAGCGAUGCCAAGAAGCAAAAACUGGGCACGGAAUUAGAGACCUUACUUGCAGAAUUACCUGAAAAUAUUAUUGAGUUUUUGAAAGAGAGUAGUUUGAAUGGGAAUCAAGUAAGUGAGGAUGAGAUUGAAAUUGAUAUUGACACUCUCGGCCAUGAUACCCUUUUCACACUACGAAGGAUGUUGGAUGAGUAUUUACUGGAGAAGCAAAAAAAUCAGGCAACAGCUGAGCCAUGUGAAAUGGAGAUUCGAAAUGUCUCGGGAUUGAGCAAUUCAUCUGUGGAACCUUGCAAGGGCAAGGAAACAGCUCACGAGGAUGAAGAUAUCGGUGGAAUUGAUCCUCCUAUCUCAAGUUUUCCUGCCUUGACUGAGGACAAUGCUGAAAGAAACAGGAAAUGCAGUACUUCGAGUAGCUCCAGUAGCGAGUCAGAUUCAGAUGUGAGAAGUUUAGCUGUUGGUGAAUCAGAUAAUGUCAAAGAUUCAGUUCCUGGAGGUACUGCAAAGUUUUUUUUUUUUUUUUUUUUUUUAAACUUUUGUACAUUAUUCAUUAUAACAUUUUCCAAGUUCACUGCAGAGUCCUUGGAUGGCCACGCUGAGCAACAAUCACUUUCAAACUUUGUCUCUGUUGAGCCUAUUGGUCCUGAAGAGGGGGAGAGCACUCCACCUGAGAGGCAAGUCUCCCCUGAAAAGCUGUACCGAGCAGCUUUGUUGAGAAGUCGAUUUGCUGAUAUUAUAAUCAAAGCUCAAGAGAAUACCCUUGAAAAGGGUGAAAAGCAGGAUCCGGAGAAGUUGAGGCUGGAGAUGGAAGAGCUUGAAAGGAGGAGAAAAGAAGAGAAAGCUCGUCUGCAAGCAGAAGCCAAGGCUGCAGAAGAGGCUCGAAGAAAAGCUGAAGAAGAAGCUGCAGCAGAAGCCAAAAGGCAAAGAGAACUUGAAAGGGAAGCAGCACGUCAGGCUCUGCUGAAGAUGGAGAAGACAGUUGAUAUUAAUGAGAAUAGUCAGUUUAUGGAAGAUUUAGAAAUGUUCAGAGCUGCUCCGGACAAGCAUAUACAAAGCUUCGUAGAGGAGAUGAGCCCAGAACACUCUCAAAAUGGUCUUGGUAGUUUCAAAUUUCAGGCCAGUAGUAACCCACUGGAGCAACUUGGAUUAUAUAUGAAGAUGGAUGAUGAUGAGGAAGACGAAGGUGAGCCCAAAAGCACUCCCAAUGCUCCAAAUGAUCCGGAAGAAGGAGAGAUAGAUUGAUUCAAGUAUAUUUAAUAUGGGCCAGUUGAGAAGUGAAACUAGAUCGCAGUGAUCAUCCUUAGAACUUUCUGCAUCCUGUGGUGGAUUGUCCCUGAUUUGGGAAAGUAAUUGUACAUCAGUUGCUGUCCGUUAUUUGUUUGUCUUCUUUUUGUUCCGUAUGCUAUGGCUCAGGAUAAAUGGAAAAUACGGAGUUUGCAGUAGUGACCAGUUGAUAAUGGAACGAGAGAAGUUUACGGAAGAUUUAGAAAUGUCAAAAGGGCAAUCCCUUCAAAAGGGAAAUCCAUUUUUAAGAUGUGUGAGCCUAUUUUUCUCUCUUGCUUUCUGUGAAUUGUGAUCCCCUGUAGUCUAAUUCAAUCUUAAGCCUGGUCUUAUGUUUAUAAAAAAUUGAGAUUCAUAGGUACU